CGUGACCGAAGACUCUGAGAUUUCUUGCAGAACACAAUUCUUGCAGCAGCCUACUCCUUCAAUUUUCCACGUUUCUGGGGGAGGGGCCGGCCCACUCUGGAGCGGGUCCAGACCUAGAUUUCGGUAUAUAUAUGAGAGGGAGAAGUGACAGCCCUGAAGUUGCAGUACACCAGCAGCUAGCCACAUCUCACUCCAGCUAAUUCCAAAGAUUAAUUUCACUCAGCCGCUCGCAAGAUUUCAGCUCUUUCUGUGCUUUUGGAGAACGACUCUGUUCUUGCUCCAAGACCACCAGGACAAGUUUUCAGUUUAUGGGAUUGUUGAGCGACGCAUGGCCUGAAGUUCUUGGCGUCGAAAUCUGCAACCCGAGGACGAAGGACAGCACCAUGGUGAACAGAGUCUCCCCUCCCUGGGAUGAACAGGGGAAGCUCUGCUUCUCCAAGGGCACGCUGAUGCAGUCACUGAGCUUCAAACAUUGGGAAGGAGCAGAGGACGCAGUAGCUUCAUUGGACCAUGGUUCUAGGCUGAGUCGAAUUUACGUCGCCGUCAACGACGACCGGAGGGAUUCAGAAAUGAUUUUCACGGCAUCUUCAAGCCCCAGAGUCUCCUCCAGCCCCAAAUGCGAGCUCGACGCCGCGGCGGUGAAGCUCCAGAAGGUGUACAAGAGCUACCGGACGCGGCGGAACCUCGCCGACUGCGCCGUCGUCGUCGAGGAGCUCUGGUGGAAGGCGCUGGACUUCGCGUCUCUGAAGCACAGCUCUAUCUCGUUCUUCAACGGCGACAAGCCCGAGACGGCGGCGUCGCGGUGGGCACGAGCCAGGACCAGAGCGGCCAAGCUUGGGAAAGGGUUGUCGAAGAAUGGGAAGGCGCAGAAGCUGGCGCUGCAGCACUGGCUCGAAGCUAUUGACCCGAGGCAUCGAUAUGGGCACAAUUUGCAUAUUUACUAUGAUGUCUGGUCCAGGAGUGAGAGUACAGAGCCGUUCUUCUAUUGGUUGGACGUAGGGGACGGCAAAGAAGUAAAUCUCGAGAAAUGCCCUAGGAAUAAACUUCAGAGCCAAUGCAUCAAGUACCUUGGACCAAAAGAGAGGCAAGAGUAUGAAGUUGUAAUGGAGAGUGGAAAACUUGUGUACAAGAAAGAUGGAGUUAUUGUGCACACUUCGGAUGAUUCCAAGUGGAUUUUCGUCCUCAGCACCACCAAGGCACUCUAUGUUGGUCAGAAGAAGAAAGGGUCAUUUCAACACUCUAGUUUUCUGGCCGGUGGAGCCAUAACAUCUGCAGGACGAUUAGUGGUCAAAGAAGGAAUCCUAAAGGCCAUAUGGCCGUACAGCGGUCACUACCUUCCGACCGAAGAGAACUUCAGAGAGUUCAUCCGCUAUCUUGAGGAGAACGACGUCGAUCUCACCGAUGUCAAGAAAUGCCCGAUCGAUAAAUUUGACGAGUACCCCUUGCUGAGCAAGCCUGACGCUCAGCCUGACGCCGCCGUCUCGGACGACACCGACGGAGCAGAUCACAACGCAGAAGGUGCAGCUGCCGAUGAGCAUAUGAGCGAACCCGAGGUCGACGACACUCGGGAAGAUGACGAUGGUCACCGGACAACCGGCGACGGAAACAUGAGUGAAGCAGAGGAGGAUGGCACUGACACCCACACUAACACUGAAACCGAAGAAGAGGCGCAAAGUUCAGAGCAGCAGCAGAAGGAGGAGCUGCCGCUGCCACCGGCGAGUGGUGGUGCCGCUGCUGACUACGGCAAGAACCACCAGACGUGCCGGUGGUCGACGGGCACGGGCCCCCGCAUCCGGUGCGUCCGCGACUACCCGCAGGACCUUCAGUCCAGGGCCCUCGAGCACGUCAACCUCUCGCCGAGGCUUGCCGGCUCGCCGUCGAGGAAGAGGGACCCGGUGCCGUCCCCCCGGCCCAGCCCGGCGAUGAUCCUGUCACCGAGGUUGGCAUCCGUGGGCUUCCAGCCCCCGACGACGGUGUCACUCACGCUCCCCGACUUCAAGAGGAGCAGGUUGCAGUGAACAAUUCUGUUAUUGUUUCAUUGCUUGCCUAGGUGAUUAGAAUUCAGAACAAUAACUAACUGGUCAUCAUGUAUUUCAGACAGACCAGCGAUUUUUUUGCUGCUAGAUUAAUUAGCAGAUUACCUCAAUUUUCUCCAGAGCAUUGUGUACUUGAUUGCACAAUUUCUCAGUUUGUAGAUACCAUUUGUUAUUCUUUUGUUAGAUGUAUGUAUGCAGAUAGUGCAUGUACAUUGUUGAGAAGAAAAGGAAAAACAAAAGGAGGGAGGAAUUAUUUACAUACAAG
Phragmites australis (common reed) is the source of this 2301-nucleotide messenger RNA. Its product is annotated as IQ domain-containing protein IQM1-like. The record is from RefSeq and is a predicted model, not a curated record. NCBI's taxonomy places the organism in Eukaryota, Viridiplantae, Streptophyta, Magnoliopsida, Poales, Poaceae. The transcript has 10 exons. The coding region runs from base 309 to 2018 and encodes 569 amino acids.